UUAAACUAUUAUGUUUCGAAGAUUAUCAUUGUUGUUAGCGUUUUUGGUAGUGGCAUUAACAAGUGCUGUUAAAUAUCGGGCAACAUGGGAGAGCAUAGAUUCGCGCCCAUUACCAAAGUGGUACGAUGAAGCUAAAUUUGGCAUUUUCAUACACUGGGGUGUAUAUUCCGUCCCUUCCUUUGGCACGGAAUGGUUUUGGUCAAACCUUAACUCUGGUGCUUCCCAGUAUGUACAAUUUAUGAAAAAUAACUACCCUCCAGGUCAUACGUACCAAGAGUUUGCGCACGAUUUCAAAACGGAGUUUUUUCAACCCAAAGAAUGGGCUAAGCUGUUCCAAAAAUCAGGAGCGAGAUAUGUUGUUCUCACAAGCAAACAUCACGAAGGGUACACCAUGUGGCCUUCCACCUAUUCGUUUAGUUGGAACUCCAAAGAUGUAGGACCCCACCGCGAUCUUGUAGGCGAACUUGCCAACGCUAUAAGAAAUACCACAGAUUUAAGAUUUGGACUGUACCAUUCGCUUUACGAAUGGUUUAAUCCGAUGUUUCUAAGCGAUAAAGCUAGCAACUUCGAGUCUGAUGAAUUUGUGCAGAAAAAAGUGCUGCCAGAGCUGCACGAAAUUGUCAACAAGUAUCGUCCGGAGAUAGUUUGGUCUGAUGGCGAAUGGGAAGCAAAUGACACCUACUGGAAAUCCAAAGAAUUUUUGGCAUGGUUGUACAAUGAAAGUCCAGUUAAGGACACGGUCGUGACGAAUGAUCGGUGGGGCAGUGGGCCGGUUAUUUGUCAGCAUGGGGGUUUUUACACUUGUGCUGACCGCUACAAUCCUGGAGUUUUACAAGCACAUAAAUGGGAGAAUGCCAUGACCAUCGAUGCCCACUCGUGGGGUUAUCGACGAAAUGCAAACAUAGGCGAUUAUCUCACUACACACCAGCUUAUUGCUACGUUGACAAAGACGGUCAGUUGCGGAGGCAAUUUACUCAUGAAUGUUGGGCCAACCAGUGAAGGUACGAUAUCACCAAUUUUCCAAGAAAGACUUUUAGAUAUGGGUAAAUGGUUAAACAUUAACGGCGAAGCUAUCUACAAUACCCAACCGUGGAUACACCAAAAUGAGACCUUAACAAAUGUAUGGUACACGUCAAACACAAAUAGCGUAUACGCAAUUGUACUCAACUGGCCCAAAGAUAAUUUGCUACGUUUGGAAAAAAUUACCAAAUUGUUCGAAAAUGAACAUGUAUCAGCUUAUAUUUUAGGACAAAACGAAAACGUGGAGAUGAAUCUUUUAAAUAACGCGCUGCAAGUAACAUUCCCGGAUAAAUCAACAGUCCAGAGCGAAUGGGCGUGGGUUAUUAAAUUUAAAACCUCAUCAAGCGCAAAUAAUCUGUUGUAAGUUAAGUAUCUACUCAUUUUAUAUUG
Messenger RNA from Photinus pyralis (common eastern firefly), 1410 nucleotides. RefSeq names its product alpha-L-fucosidase-like. The coding region runs from base 11 to 1384 and encodes 457 amino acids. Lineage: Eukaryota; Metazoa; Arthropoda; Insecta; Coleoptera; Lampyridae. The transcript is spliced from 5 exons. Gene Ontology annotation, molecular function: alpha-L-fucosidase activity. Gene Ontology annotation, biological process: glycoside catabolic process; fucose metabolic process. Gene Ontology annotation, cellular component: lysosome. The record is from RefSeq and is a predicted model, not a curated record.